GCGUGGCUUUUAUACAUAUUUCCGGAGCUAGCGACGCAUGUAUCUUUCUUUUCAAUUUGUCUUUUUUCAAUGUCUGAAAAUUGGUAAAAUAUCAAAAAAUCUAAAUUUGAUUGUAAAUUUGUUUUCUGUUACUUAUGAGGUUUUAGCUUAAAGUCAAUCUCUAAGGGCGCUUCAAUCAAGACUAUAAAUAUGUCUUCCUCCGAAGAGGUUUCUUGGAUCUCCUGGUUCUGUGGUUUGCGAGGAAACGAGUUUUUCUGUGAAGUAGAUGAAGAUUAUAUACAAGACAAAUUUAACCUCACAGGUUUAUCUGACAGUGUACCACACUAUAGACAAGCAUUAGAUAUGAUUCUUGACCUUGAACCUGAUGAUGAACUCGAGGAUAAUCCCAGUCAUAGUGAUGUGGUAGAACAAGCCGCUGAAAUGUUAUAUGGUCUCAUUCAUGCCCGAUAUAUUUUGACAAAUCGUGGUAUUGCUUUGAUGAUUGAAAAGUAUCAAAAUGGAGAAUUCUCAACAUGUCCAAGAGUUUAUUGCGAAAAUCAACCACUUCUUCCCAUUGGUUUGUCUGACAUUCCUGGAGAAGCAAUGGUUAAAGUGUACUGCCCCAAGUGUAAUGAUGUGUAUAACCCUAAGUCCAGCCGCCACCAACACACCGAUGGUGCAUAUUUUGGCACUGGAUUCCCCCAUAUGCUUUUCAUGGUUCACCCUGAGUAUCGUCCUAAAAAACCUACUUCUUUGUUUGUUCCGCGUUUAUAUGGUUUCAAGAUUCAUCCGAUGGCUUAUCAACUUCAACAGCAAGCAGCAGCUAAUCAUAAACCAAUUAGACCAAUUACAUAUGCCAACAGUAACAAAAGAUAAAGAAUAAAUUAGAAAUUUCUUGUUCUGAACUCACAAUUUUGAUUCAUAAAUAUUUAAUCUUUAUUAAUUACAAUUCCAUCAAUAUUUUACAUUGUCAUUUCAUUUGAAUCAAUUACAUAUUUUAUCAAUCUCGUC
Tetranychus urticae (two-spotted spider mite) is the source of this 990-nucleotide messenger RNA. It is a transcript of the gene CkIIbeta, whose product is annotated as casein kinase II subunit beta. Gene Ontology annotation, cellular component: cytoplasm; protein kinase CK2 complex. NCBI's taxonomy places the organism in Eukaryota, Metazoa, Arthropoda, Arachnida, Trombidiformes, Tetranychidae. Gene Ontology annotation, molecular function: protein kinase regulator activity. The record is from RefSeq and is a predicted model, not a curated record.